Molecule: messenger RNA, 4449 nt
Organism: Sycon ciliatum
Lineage: Eukaryota; Metazoa; Porifera; Calcarea; Leucosolenida; Sycettidae
Exons: 2
Coding region: 164-2662 (832 amino acids)
Source: RefSeq, a predicted model, not a curated record
ACAAGUUCGCCAAAGAUUGUCUGGGUUCGUGUCACGGGGCAAGGUGGAAAUCGCGGAUCACGGAUCGCGGAACUUGAUCGUGAUUUUCACUGACAAGCAGUCAUACUACUUGUAGUUGUCGAAAGUUUGUUUUAUUUCCUGAGAUGUCUUGUUCACGGGACAGAUGGCUGACGACCUUCCCAUCGCAUCCUGGACCCUGGCUGAGCUGAAAGCCUUCCUGAGGAAGCGUGGUGCCUUUUUAUCCGGCAAGAAAGCCGAACUUUUGGAACGUGCCGUGUUCUACAAGAACAACCCUGAUGCCCCGCGAACUCGGUCAUCAGUCACCAACGCUGACUCUCGUGCUGUGGCAGCGGAGGAGACAGCCAAAGCACCUUGCUUCCCCACGUCAGGCUGGUCGCACGAUCCGUCCAGUUUUCCUGCAGUGACGACGUCGACUUUCAUUGAGCACAUGCUGAAAUCUGGGAAAUCGGUGCAGUGUGGAGGAGAUGAUGCAGGAGUGGUGAUGGUUCGGCGGCCGUUGGAGAGAGGCAAUGAGUUCUUCUUCGGAGGAUACGUGCAUGAUGUCUCUGUGGCCACUAGUGACAUGAACUCGUUUGUUGUUGGCAAGUGCUGGGCGUCACAGCACAAAACGACAAAGUACUGUCAGAAGCUCGUCCUUGCUACAGCCCCGGAGUCCACCAGUGCUACAGUAACGUAUGCCACGUGUGAGGGAUGUGUGGCUGGCGUCGAUGGAGGCCUCUGCUCUCAUGUGUUUGCCCUCUUGAUGGUGCUGGAAAAGUACCGCUGCACUGAGGAGGCAAGGUCCGUCACGUCAUUGCCAUGCAGCUGGGGUCCCAGACAACGAGACAUUGAACCCAAGCCCAUCAUGGACACUGUUGUCGAGAGGGCGUCCAUGGAGAGGAAGGGCCCACCUGUCAAAUGUUCCCUCUACGAGAGCAGGGAGCGAGAGCUGCGGACACCGUCAGUAGAGAAUGUCAGCCGCUUCCGUGACUUGUUGCCUGAUGGUUGUGGCAUGAAGCAGCUGUUGCCACGGCAGUUUUCUACUGUGACAAGCUUGUAUGGACCGACACCUCGUGGCAGUCCAUUGGGUUACCAAAGGAAUCCUGAUCGCGCCCCAGUCGCUCCUCAAUCACUGCCGGCGUCGACUAGGAAGAAACGGUUUCCGCCACUACCACUGCCUGCUCGAAAAGAACCCACUUCGAUGGGACUUGUUUGGCCAUGCAGCUUGCAGGAUGCACAGGCGUUGGAACGCCGAACCAUCGGCCAGUCGUCGAACAAGGAGUGGAUGGAUCGCCAUAUGUACACCCUUACUGCAUCCAACUUCCGACGCAUUGUGCACUGUAAGACUGGCCAGGAAAAGCUCCUGACGUCUCUAUUCAACCAGCGCUCUUUGUCACACAUUCCUGCCAUCCGUCAUGGGAAACAGCAUGAGCGUGAUGCUGUUGCCAAGUAUCAGUCUGUCAAGAGUGCCGGUGGCCAGCCAGUUUCGGUACGAGAUUGUGGUCUUGCAGUGGACCCAAUGUACCAGUACAUCGGUGCUUCCCCUGACGCAAUGGUGUUCGACCGGUCUGCGCAACCUCCGUAUGGGCUGUUGGAAGUCAAAUGCCCGUACGCAGCCUUUGAAAAGUCUCUGACUGUGGCUGAAGCUACUGCCCAGGACAGCAACUUCUGUUUGGUAGAAGAGGAUGGUCAACUGAAACUCAGCAGACAGCAUCCAUACUAUACGCAAGUACAAGGUCAGCUGGGUGUAUGUCAACUGCCCUGGUGUGAUUUUUUUGUUUGGUUGGGACAGAGCUUUCACUUGGAGCGUAUCUAUGCUGACUUUGAUCUUUAUAGCAGCUCCAUUUUGCCGGCACUCACUGCGUUUUAUGCUGUGCAUGCUUUGCCGUACUUGCGCAAGCUGGAACGACCAGUACCGCCUGAUGUUCCAAGUAGUGCUCCUGUUCCUCCUGCUGCUCCUGCUGCUGCUCCUGCUGCUGCUCUUGCUGCUGCUCCUGCUGCUGCUCCUGCUGCUGCUCCUGCUGCUGCAAGAUCCGCUGUGUCCCCCUGGUCGCAAUAUGAAAUGUUGCUUCCCCCCGACUUAUCACAGGCGACUAUUGAUGGUAGGAACGGCAGCAAUGCUUGCACGAUUAUCUCUGCUGUGUUUAUUCGCAACAGUCUUGAGGCUGCUAGUGCUGAUGGUGCUGUCGAUACCAGUGCUGCUGCCAUGUGUGAAGCUAUGCGUUCAGGCAACAGUAUUUAUGAUUCUCUGCACACCAACGAACUCCUUUCAUGUGAUGAAGUGUUAGCACUCCAGCCAAGUGUAGGAGUAGAUAUGUGUGCUGAGUCAUUUGUCCGACCUGCUGCUCUGGACACAAUGGUGUCGUUGAUGUCAACUCGCUCGCAGAAUGUGGCUUCUUUUGCAUAUGGUGCUGUGUUUGUUGUCACUCCAUACUCAAUCUCUCUGUGUUCUUGCCAGGGGCGUUUCAUCCUCUUUGACUCUCAUUGCCAUGGGGGUAGUGGUGCACUUCUUGCAGAUGUGCCUACUUCUGAGGCGGCUGAUUAUCUCGAGUACUUUUUUUCACACUACUACCCUCGGCUGAACUUCAAUGCUGCUGCUGCUGGUAACCCUGCAGCCCACGUAACAUUUUUAGACUUGCGACAGUCUGCUUGUGCAACCUAGCUUGCUCCACUGGCUCGCUUGUUCUCUCCCACGUACUUCUUGGUCAUUCCACUCCUGUACAUAAAUCUUUGUGCUGAUUAUCCUAACAACAUGCUGCAACCUCAUCCUGGCAGUAUCUUCGCUUGUAUAUAUCUUGACUUUGAGGGAAAGACAUAUUAUAUAUUUAUUUAUUUUUAAACUCUCCUUGUCUUUUGACGCUUGUGGGUAGUGAUGAACCCGAGACCAUUGGUCGGGGGAGCUACUCUUGCCGCGCCCCACUCUUGUCCAAUAUGUCACUGCUUGCUCAACAUUGGCCCGCUGUGCAGCAUCUGCAGGUUCUGUGGUACACUGUUAAAUAUACUGUGUCAAAUAAUAUUGUGAAGAAGGGCUGAGACUUCCUGCAGCUUCAUCUCUGAAAUAUAUUCCCAUAGCGCUGUAUAUCCGAACCAGUAUUUAGGUACUUCAAACGAAGUAAUCUGUGCUGUCAUCAAACACCCGAGCACAAACGCAGACCCGCCCCAUUGCGGAAGCAAUGAUAGCGAACAGCUACGUUUAACAUAGCAACUUGUGAAAUCUGUGUUGUCAUCAAACAUACGCACCCACGAGCACACACACACAGACCCGACCCAUCGCGGAAGCCAUGAAAGCGAACAGAUACGUUAAACAUAGUAACUUGUGCUGCCAUUCAACAGAGUUAAUUUACAACGUUUCGGCACUUGGCCAUCAUCAGGCUGCAGGGGGAUGCGAACUGAGGGUGCAUGUCAAAUAUUAUGGUGUUACACAGGGUGUAGCUACAAAGAUGAUGCGAGUUGCCAUUGUGCUCUGCGAAGUGAGUGAAGUGAGUAAAGAAAUAUGGUUGCAACAUACGUGGACAAUGCUGUAACCUACUUAGGAGGAUCGUGUUAGUUCAGAUGGCAGCAAAAGUGGGCAAUGCAAAACUAGAUCAGCAGUGCAACGUCUAGCUCCUUACUCCACAAUCAGUGGGCCAGAGAGGUUGCUCAACAAACAGCAGAUUGUCCAGACCUGGCUGAUGGAAGCAAACUGCACCAACGGUAUAUCUUUGUCGAAGAUGUGAAAUCUUGACUUGACUCUGCCGAUGGCGCGCUCGACAUGAAUACGAACACUGGCAAUUUUUUGUGUCUUGACAACAUCUUCCUUGGGCAUGAACGCUCUUGAGCCCUUGAACGGAGGAAUGUUUAAGAUGAGCCCAGGCUUAACAAGCAAGUCCUGGAUUGCGAAGCCACGAUCUGCCAUCACGCGCUUGCCUGGUGGCACAGAGUCGAGCAGUGGAAUGAUACCGCUCUCGACCACAAGCUGCUUGUCGCUGAUACAGCCAGUGAAGAGUUGGCUAAUAAACGUGAAAGUACCAUUUGGUGCGAUUCCAACAAGACCCUUAACCGUUGUAUGGGACUUGUACGACGAAUAGAGCUGUGACUGUAAUGAGAGUGAGCUAGGAAUCUCGCAGCGUAGCUCUGUAGCAUCUAGGAUGAUGAAGGUGUCCGGAAAUGAUUGUUUAAACGAUUGCGGCAUUGACUUUGCAACAUCAUCCCACUCCGGCCAGAUAGGCAUCAUCGCAAGACGAAGGUAGAGGAAACUGAUCCACAUCUUCAGUAUCGAUGAAACAGCACUCUCACUAACACCAAAGCUAUAAGCCAACUCUUCUUGAAGUCGGCCGAGGCGAAGACGCAUGAGCGUGAGUAGUAGCUGAUCUUCUUGUGACAGGAUAGAGACACGGCCACUGCCACGAGCUAUUUUCCGGCCUUCUUGCUCUCUUGCUGCUGAUUUUUCACUCAAGAUUGCACCUGGGC